Gracilinanus agilis (Agile Gracile Mouse Opossum) is the source of this 1575-nucleotide messenger RNA. RefSeq names its product G-patch domain and KOW motifs-containing protein-like. Gene Ontology annotation, cellular component: spliceosomal complex. Gene Ontology annotation, molecular function: nucleic acid binding. The coding region runs from base 1 to 1299 and encodes 432 amino acids. NCBI's taxonomy places the organism in Eukaryota, Metazoa, Chordata, Mammalia, Didelphimorphia, Didelphidae. The record is from RefSeq and is a predicted model, not a curated record. Gene Ontology annotation, biological process: mRNA splicing, via spliceosome. The transcript has a single exon.
AUGGCGCAAGGCCAAGAUGGGGCUAAAGCCACCCCGGCCCCGGCUCCGGGACCCCCCGGCCUGGUGUCCUUUGGCUUCAGCCGCACGGCCCCCCGAAAGCGGCUGGCAGAGGGCCGUGAGGGGCUUCCGGGACAGCGCGGUGGGGAGGAGGAGGAGGAGGAGAAGGACUUCUUGCAGGCAGUGGAGGGGCGCGAGCUCCGCAGUGUGCGGCCGCCCCCCGAGCCCCCGCGAGAGCUGGUGAUCCCCCUGCUGCCGAGGGGUCGCGGGCGCGGACCAGCCCCGGAGGACGCCGUCCUGUGCCAGGCGGUGCAGGAGCUGAUCGAGGAGUCCCAACAGGCCCUGCAGCAGCGGUCGGACGGGGCCGAGGCCGCCGACCCCUCCCUGGCCAUCCCGCUGCUGGCCCGGGCUGGGACUGAGACCGAGGCCGCUCCGUGUGUGGGGGCCGACUACGAGGCGGUGCCCGUGGAGGCCUACGGCCUGGCCAUGCUGCGGGGCAUGGGGUGGAAGCCGGGGGAGGGCAUCGGGCGCACCUUCAAACAGGUGGUGAAGCCGCGGGAGAACCCCCUGCGGCCCAAGGGGCUCGGCCUCGGGGCCAGCCUGGCCCCCUCCCCGGGGCCCAACCAGCCCAGGAGCAAGGGGGCCUCGGAGGAGCCCGAGGGCCUGGCCCCAGGGAGGGCCGUGCUGGUGCUGGCAGGCCCCCACCGAGGCCUGUACGGGAAGGUGGAGGGGCUGGACCCGGACAACGCCCGGGCUGUGGUGAGGCUGGCUGCCUCUGGCCAGGCAGCCACCCUGAGCGAGUACGUGCUCAGGCCAGUCAGCUGUCAGGAGUACGAGAGGCAGGCGAAGGGGCCGGGCAGGCCGCAGGGGGACCCCCAGACCGAAGGGGCCAAGAAGAAGGGGCUGAAGAGGAAGCAGCCCCCGCAGACCCCUCACUGGCUGCGCAGGGACCUCCGCGUGCGCUUCGUGGACAGACGGCAUCACAAGGGCCGCUACUACAACACCAAGAUGAUCAUCGAGGAUGUCCUGAGCCCAGACACCUGUGUGUGCAGAACCGAUGAAGGCCGCCUCCUGGAAGGCCUCCGGGAGGACAUGUUGGAGACCCUCAUCCCCAAGGAGGAGAAGGCUGCCGUCAUGGUGGUCUUGGGGCCCCAGAGGGGCCAGGUGGGCCGGAUUCUGGGCCGGGACAAGGAGAGGAGCCAAGCCCUGGUGCAGCUGCUGCAGGGGGAGGGGGAGGGCACUGUCCUUCGCUUGGACUUUGAUGCCGUUUGUCAGUAUGUUGGGCCUGUGGCUGAGGACUGAAGGGCCCCCUUCCAGUGAACCCUCACUUUGUAUCUUUGUUGUGUGCCUGAGGAAUGAGACAGAGCCCAGGACUGGUCAGAGGAGACUUCUGUGGGUCUCUGUCCCACUGUGCCUUCAGGCCACCUUGGCAGAGUCCCCUAGUGCCUGCCCCACAUCAAGCCAUGGCCUUAUGGGGCCUGGGCAGAGAGGACAAGGGAAGAUGACCAGGACCUACCUCCCUGCCUUCCCUUGGUUUCGUUCAUGUUUUUUGUCCAAAUAAAAAUACCUAUUUUCCAA